This is a messenger RNA of Mytilus californianus (California mussel), 1722 nucleotides long. Its product is annotated as FMRFamide receptor-like. Lineage: Eukaryota; Metazoa; Mollusca; Bivalvia; Mytilida; Mytilidae. Gene Ontology annotation, cellular component: plasma membrane. Gene Ontology annotation, molecular function: G protein-coupled receptor activity. Gene Ontology annotation, biological process: G protein-coupled receptor signaling pathway. The transcript has 2 exons. The coding region runs from base 1 to 1158 and encodes 385 amino acids. The record is from RefSeq and is a predicted model, not a curated record.
AUGGAUGACGGAGACAAUUAUAUCCGUGAUUUUCUUAGUGACUUUAUAAAGGAUAUAAAGAUCAACCAAUCCGACUAUCUGUCAUGUGGAAAUGGAUCGAACCUCACAUGUGAUGACAAGUGGAACACAGGUCGAGGUUCAGUUCACAGGUCAAUUGGGUCAGAUGUAUUUACAUAUGUCACACCGGUAAUACUUGCUGUAGGAAUAACCGGGAAUACAAUUUCCUUAUUAGUGUUUCUUACUAAGAACAUGAGGAAGUUAUCUGCAAGCGUAUAUCUCGCAGCACUAUCAACAGCUGAUCUCAUGGCUUUGAUAUUUUAUGUCCUUGUUGAGUGGAUAAAAAAAGGAAUACCAGUCGGUUCCGGACAAGUUACAGCUCCGUUUUUGGAAAGUAAUGGAGUAUGUCAGAUUAUUUUGUUUAUGUCGUAUUCUUUCCGUUUUCUUUCGGCUUGGCUUGUAGCAUGUUUCACAUUAGAAAGAUAUGUCGGGGUUUGUCAUCCAUUAAAACGGAAGGAUGUAUGUAACCUACGAUCUUCAAAAAGAAUCGUUUUCUUCGCAAUAGUUGUUUCCUUCGUGAUAGCCUCAUUCCGACCAUGGCUGAGCGAAGUGCUUUAUAUUGGGCCCAAUAAUGUUCCAUCGUGUACAAGACGAGUAGAACACACAUACCUGUCAUUCAUUUAUGACUGUAUUUUUGGUGUGUGUAUCACCUUUUUGCCAUUCCUGAUUAUAACGAUACUGAAUACACUGAUCAUUCGGAAGUUGAUCACUCGAAACAAAAGACACAGACGGGUGAAAAUAAUAACAGAGGAAAGCAUAAUUCGAUUAGAAUUUACCAUCAUUUUGAUAACUAUAUCAUUUUGCUUCAUCGCUUUUAAUACUCCAUAUGCCAUUAUAUGGUUUAAACAUUUUCUGCAAAUGAGCUCUAUACGGAUGGAGGAUAGUUUGUACGUUCCAACAAAUCAAAACUUGUUGAUUUUUACGAAGACUAUAUUUUUUAUGAAUUAUUGCAUUAACUUUUUCCUGUAUAGUAUAACAGGUGCUUACUUCCGGAAAGAACUCAAAAUGUUAUUUACAUAUAGAAGUAAAGUUUAUCAAAGUUAUCACAAAUGCUCCCUCCCUAACUCAACAGCAACAACACCACAAUCGUGGAUUGCUUGAAAUAUGAAAACAAAAACAAAAAACGGUUCAAUGUUCAUGAAGGUUUAAAAUUUACAGUUCAAUAUAGGUGUAAAGUUCACAGUUCAAUAAAGGUGUAAAACUAGCUGUAUCAAUGAAUAAUUUCAUAUGAGGAAUGCUUUAUUUUAUUUCAUUUCUCAUCUUGUGACAAAAGACGAUUCGAUAUUGAUAAUUACCUGACAUGUGCAAUGUUUAAAUAAAUAGACAUGUGAGUUAUAUUUCAAUGAAAUACCAAACAAUCAGCAAAAAUGACUUGAAGACAAUUAAAUUAAGAUCAGAUACAGGUUGUGCGAAACGUCAUAUGGCAUUCAUAUUUAAUUUAUUUCAGUAUUUGCAAGAUUUCAUAUUGUGUUUUGGCUUAAGUUCGUUUUCUACAACUAUUUAAACAUUGCCAGUUUUAGCGAGACUUCGAAGUACAAAAAACAGUUCGACCAAGUUUUCCCCUGAUUUGGUAAAGGGUUUCUGUUGUUGACUUGUUUUUUUCUUCAGUUGUAUUCAUGAACAAAGAUUAUUGAUGGACCCACUUUUUAGAAGAGAGACGAAAGA